Orycteropus afer afer is the source of this 750-nucleotide messenger RNA. RefSeq names its product cathepsin G-like. The record is from RefSeq and is a predicted model, not a curated record. The transcript is spliced from 5 exons. Gene Ontology annotation, molecular function: serine-type endopeptidase activity. Gene Ontology annotation, cellular component: intracellular membrane-bounded organelle; cytoplasm. The coding region runs from base 1 to 750 and encodes 249 amino acids. NCBI's taxonomy places the organism in Eukaryota, Metazoa, Chordata, Mammalia, Tubulidentata, Orycteropodidae. Gene Ontology annotation, biological process: proteolysis.
AUGCAGUUUCUCCUGCUUCUGUUGACCUUUCUUCUGCCCCCUGGGGCUAGAGCAGGAGAAAUCAUUGGAGGCCAAGAGGCCAGGCCACACUCCCACCCCUAUAUGGCUUAUCUUCAGAUCCGAACUCCGUUUGGUACAAAAUCUUGUGGGGGGUUCCUGGUGCGAGAAGACUUUGUGCUGACAGCGGCUCACUGCUUGGGAAGCCCCAUAAAUGUCAUCUUGGGGGCCCAUAACAUCCAGAGGCCGGAAAGAACUCAGCAGCAUGUCGCUGUGGUCAGAGCCAUUCCCCACCCUGAAUAUAAUCCACAGAUCAACGUGAACGACAUCAUGUUGCUGCAGCUGAGAAAUAGGGCCAGACGGAAUCGAUUUGUGAGACCCUUGGCUCUGCCUCGGACCCAGGCCAGGCUGAGGCCUGGCACCUUGUGCACUGCAGCUGGCUGGGGCCUGCUUGACGUGAACAGGAGAACAAGCAUACUCCAGGACGCGCAGCUGAGGGUGCAGAGUGAUCAGGAGUGCAGCAAUCGCUUCAAUUUCUACAACAGCCAGAUACAGAUUUGUGUGGGGGAUCGAAGGGAACGGAAGUCUGUCUUCCUGGGGGAUUCUGGAGGCCCCCUCGUGUGCAACAACGUGGCCCGAGGCAUUGUCUCUUAUGGAAAACGGGACGGGACUCCUCCAGCAGUCUUCACCAGGAUCAUAAGCUUCUUGUCCUGGAUAAGAAGAACAAUGAGACGCUUCAAACAACAAAGUUAA